GUGCACUCGAGUCACGGAGUCGUGAGAGUCCGCCGGCAGCAGCAGCUCUGCCCCCGAGGUCACCGAGGUCACCCGACAGUCACACACAGACACACACCAUGCCGCGCGUAGGGGCCGCUGGAAAGCGCGAUCCGCAGCUGGAGGCUGAUGUCAAGGAGUGGAUCGAGGCCGUCACCGGCGAGAAGUGGCCCGCUGGCGACUAUGCCCACGUCCUCAAGGACGGUCAGGUGCUCUGCAAGCUGAUGAACAAGCUGAUGCCGGGAUCCAUCAGCAAGAUCAACACCACAGGUGCCUCCUUCAAGAUGAUGGAGAACAUCAACAACUUCCAGAAGGCGAUGGUCAAGUACGGCUGCUCGGACGUCGACCUGUUCCAGACUGCUGACCUGUACGAGGGCAAGGACAUCGCCGCCGUCACCAACUCCAUCUUCGCCCUCGGCCGCCAGACCCACAUGCACCCGGAGUGGCCGGGCCCUUGGCUGGGCCCCAAGCCCGCAGAGUCCAACGUGCGGACAUUCGAUGAGGAGACGUUGGCUGCAGGCAAGGCGGUGAUUGGACUGCAGGCUGGCACCAACAAGGGAGCGACACAGGCCGGACAGAAUAUGGGCGCCGGCAGGAAGAUCAUCCUUGGAAAGUAGACGGCUUUCAGACCUACAUGCACCCGGAGUGGCCGGGUCCCUGGCUGGGCCCCAAGCCCGCUGAGUCCAACGUCCGCGAAUUCGACGAGGAGACCCUGGCCGCCGGCAAGGCGGUGAUUGGACUGCAGGCUGGCACCAACAAGGGAGCCACGCAGGCCGGCCAAAACAUUGGUGCCGGACGGAAGAUCAUCAUCGGAAAGUAGGGGGAGACGGCGAGACUGUCAUCUUCAUAACCACACAUCUGUGUCGUGUACAAUGCUUACUGCGAGGAGGAAUCGUGGCGGAAAGUGUGCCCACAAUAUGUCACUCACAUUGUAUUAUAUUAUUUUUAGUUCAGAAGCGAUGAGAUAUGAAAUGUCUCAGCGCAUUUAUAUACACUGUAUUAUUACUG
Molecule: messenger RNA, 1026 nt
Organism: Amphibalanus amphitrite
Lineage: Eukaryota; Metazoa; Arthropoda; Thecostraca; Balanomorpha; Balanidae
Product: muscle-specific protein 20-like
Exons: 6
Coding region: 99-635 (178 amino acids)
Biological process (GO): actomyosin structure organization
Molecular function (GO): actin binding
Source: RefSeq, a predicted model, not a curated record